UGGCUCCGCUCUUUUCACUGUCUGGGGUGAUCGAACUGGCCCCAGGUCCGGCUGGGAGGCUCCGGAGUUUGUAGCGAGGACGGGCCCGCUCCUCCCCCUUUGUGCCUGGAAGAGAGGAGCUGCUGCAAGGAGAGGAGGCUGCAGCUGUUGCUGCAACGUGACGCUUUGCAUCCCUUCCCUGCUCCUCUGCUCGCCCCGGGCUAGCGGGGGCGGAGCUGGCUUAGCCCUGCACCUCGCUCACAGGUUAUGCUAAAGGAAAGUGGGGGGUCAGCAGCCUCCUCCUUUCCCCCCAGCCAGGGUGACCAGACGUCUCCAUAUUAGGGACUUUGUUUUAUGUACAGUACGCAGCUAUCAUCACCACCCCCAAAAAGUGUCCUGAUUUUUCACACUUGCUGUCUGGUCGCCCUACCCCCAAUGUGCCUGUUUAUGGUAGCUGAAUUUGUGGGCUGAGGUGCAGUGCAGCCUCCUUCCGCCUCCACCCUUUCCCAGGGCUGGCAUUACAUAAGCUAAUCCACACGCAGCAUCUCGUAGGGAGGACAGCCCCUGGGCAUGGGUAUCUGGGCUCGAGUGAGUGUCUUGGGCACCCUGGCUUUCUGUGUGCACCAGAAGAGGGUAGCCCUGGCUGAGCUGAGAAGGGACAAAACUCAGUACAGCGGCGAUCGCCAUCAGCUGGAGCUGAAGUUGGUCCAGGUCAUAUUUCGGCAUGGAGCGCGCACUCCUUUAAGACCUAUCCCGAAACCAGAGCAGGUGGAGUGGCAUCCAACUCUGUUAGAAGUCCCUGCUCAAACCCAGUUUGAUUACACAGUAACUGACCUCUCUGGUGGGCCAAAACCUCACUCCCCUUAUGAAGAUCAAUACAAAAAGACCACACUGAAGGGUGGUGUCGUUGCUGGGCAGCUGACAGCAGUGGGGAUGCAGCAGAUGUUUGAACUGGGGGAAAGGCUGAGGAGAAGCUAUGUGGAGAAGAUCAACUUUCUAUCUCCGGUGUUCAAACCUUCCGAGGUCUUCGUCCGUUCCACUAAUAUUGUUCGCAAUCUGGAGUCCACACGGUGUCUGCUGGCUGGGCUGUUCCAACAGCAUAAAGAAGGACCCAUUACUAUUGUCACUGAUGAAGCAAGCACUGAAAUCCUCUACCCCAAUUACCAGAACUGCCAGCGCCUGAAGCAUUUGAGCAGGGGUAAAAUGGAAAGUGUCUUGUUGCAGCCGGGCAUCUCUGAUGAUCUGAAAAUGAUUCGAGAGGAGAUGGGGAUCGACAGUGAGAAGUCUGUGGAUUUUUUUCUUCUACUCGACAACAUCUUUGCUGAGCUGGUACAUGACUUGCCCAGCUGCCCCGUGCUGAAGAACUUCCUGAAAACGAUUGAGCGUCGAUCCAUCGACUCAAUGAUUUACAUCCUGGAACAUAAUUCAAGAGAGGUUCUCCAGAUGUGUGUUGGUCCUCUUCUCUAUGCAGUACAUGAGAAUAUAAUGAAAGCAAUGUAUCCAUCAUCUCCUGCUACAGAGGCCAGAAAGCUCAUUCUCUAUGCUGCUCAUGACGUUACCCUCAUCCCUCUGUUGAUGGCACUGGGGAUCUUUGAUCACAAGUGGCCACCCUAUGCUGCAGAUGUGACAGUGGAACUGUAUCAGCAUCAGCAAUCCAAAGAAUGGUUUGUACAUCUGUCUUACCAUGGAGAGGAACAAUUGGUGAGAGGAUGCAGAGCAGGUCUCUGCCCGCUGGAGGAAUUUCUAAAUGCUCUAUCACACUAUGCUGUAAGUCCAGAGGAGUACAGCAUCCUUUGCUCGCAGAUGGACAAGUAAUUCAUAAGUAGUAUUUAAAUAAAACUCAGUUUCCUGCCUACAA
Molecule: messenger RNA, 1837 nt
Organism: Chrysemys picta bellii (western painted turtle)
Lineage: Eukaryota; Metazoa; Chordata; Testudines; Emydidae
Gene: ACP6
Product: acid phosphatase 6, lysophosphatidic
Biological process (GO): lysobisphosphatidic acid metabolic process; dephosphorylation
Cellular component (GO): mitochondrion
Molecular function (GO): lysophosphatidic acid phosphatase activity
Source: RefSeq, a predicted model, not a curated record